AUGACAUUGUACGAUACAUUGAUACGUUGCAAUUACGAUAGGGUUUAUUAUAUCAUGUACAACGAAUAAUAACGAAGUACUAAUAAAUCACUUCUAAUAUUACAUCUUUUAAACUAUGAACUGUAGCUUAUCCCCAAUGAACUGUACGUCUUUUCCUCUUUUUUUUUUUUAAUUUUAAGUUUGUGUAAUUAGGUAUUAGCCUCUAGGUCCUCUGAAUCUUCGUCUGCCAUCAAUCUAAAGAGACACAAACAAGAAAUAAGAAUAGUAAUAAGAAAGAGUAGAAAAUAAUAGGAAAUCAUUUGCAUUUCAAUAUAAAAUAUAUGUUCAUUUUAUAAAAGUCCAUUUCUUUACAUGACCCUUCUAGAAAUAUAUAAGUUGUAGAGGCAUUACUAGAACACAUUAUGCUUGGUAUAUUUUACUAAAAAUUAAAAUAUGCAGCUAAAAAUACAAAAAGUAUGUAGUAUAUAAAAAAACCAAAGCAAUUGUUAAAAAUUGUAAAAGAAUUGAUAUUUACAAUUGAAUGUUUGCAAUCAAAAAAUGUUUGUCGCAACAGGUAACAUUCGUCUGGUACAGACGGAUGUCUGAUUUGAAGACAUUCUUUGGGAAUUCGUCUUUCCUAUGAUAAAAUAAAGAUUGCGUUUUAUUUCCUAAAUAUUUCUCAACAUUCUGAUAUACUGCAAAUGGAGGUUAUGAUGCUCAUAGUACAGUUUAAUAACUUACUAUUUUGCAACAAUCCGUUUGUAACAAACACAUUUUUAACUUCGCACGUAAAUAAGCACACUUAGUCUUAUCCUUUAAAGUUUUAACUUCUUCUUCGUAUUCAACCAUUUCGUAAAAUACAUAAUAUAAUGUAAUUUCAUAUGAAAUUGCUGUUUAUCAAUACAGAAUUUGUAACGGGAACCCUAACCUCUCUCGACUGCAAGUACGUGCGUGUACAAUGUAUGCAUGAUUUGUGCAAGGGGUUAGGUUCUAAUAUAUGAUCAACGCAAGAUUUAGAUAGCAAUUCUAUUUAGAAAUGUCAUUCAAAUUUGUCCGUCCAUACAUAUGACGGACAAUAAAAGACAAUAAGCAAAAUUUGUGGAAAAGGAGAAAGUGUGAGGUAAUAGACCUUCUUCCUGAUCAGAUUAUUGUUUGACAGAUCAUAUGUAACAUAUUAUUGUAUAUUGGAAGAUAUAAUUAAAACGUUUCUUCUGAGAUUUUUUUUUAGUUACAUUUUUUCCUUGUACAGCGUUACAUUCGUAUUGUGGCAAAGCAAUUUCUUUCAGAAAUGGUUUAUCAACGUGCAAAUCAGAGGGACAGUUCCCCACAUUAUGUUCUUUUAUACUCGGAUGAUGAAAAUAGCGGAGACGAAGAAAAUAUCCCUCUGCAACAGCGUACUAAGCUUGCAUCAUUACCACGUAAAGUGGAAGUAAUAAAUGUUCUGUUGAAAGCAGAAGAUACGUUACAAGCAUUGGCAUUACGGUAUAGAUGCACGAUCUCUGAACUGAAAAGGAUCAACAAGAUUCAUAAAGAAAAUGAAAUACAUGCAAGACGAUUCAUCAAAGUACCUGUACAACCAUUUUCUCUUCUGACUGAAACUUUAGAACAAGAUCCAAGUGGACAGGCACACAGAAGCGAAGUAAGUACAUCCAGUCCUGGUGAAGGGACAGAAAGUAUAGUAACAAAAGAUCCGCUAUUAAAUGUGAUAAAAAGUCCUGUUGUGGUUGAAUUACCAAAGACAGAAAUUAAUACAAUUAUAUUAAACUCAGUUUGCGAACCCUUGUCGUCAUACAACAAUAGUAACUUAGACAUUACCAGUUCAGAGUGUGAUCAAUUACUUACUCCAGCAGAGAGUAAUACAGAAAACUCUCAUUUAACAGAAACAUUUAGAUGUUCUGGUGAUGACUGUGGAAUAUCCUGGACACAGCUUCUUGGAUUUUCCUUGUUACUAGGCUUUGCAGGACCUAUCAUAUAUAUACUUUACAUAACUGAAUUUUCAUCUAAAACUCAUUCAGUUGCUAAUCAUUAG
This is a messenger RNA of Heterotrigona itama, 2008 nucleotides long. Lineage: Eukaryota; Metazoa; Arthropoda; Insecta; Hymenoptera; Apidae. The record is from the annotation of a GenBank genome assembly.